AUGACUUCCAAAGAUGGUGAAGCAUUGAGUUUGGCACAACGAACUGCCUCUGAUCCAAGCGAUGAGAAGACCCCGAAAAUACAAGAUGGAGAGGCGGAAGACGCAGCUAUGAUAGCGGCGUUGCAAGACUACGUGCCGGGUACGGUGGCAGAGAAACGUUUGGUCCGAAAGAUCGAUUUCAUCUUACUCCCAAUCCUUUGGUGGAUGUACAUACUUGCCCAUCUCGACAGGAGCAACAUCGCCAACGCCAACGCGGCGGGCAUGAGUGAGGACCUUGGCCUAUCGGACAAUCAAUAUGCAAUGCUGGUAUCGCUCUUCUUUGUGGCCUACGUCAUCUUUGAGGUUCCUUCGAACAUGAUCCUGAUGAAAGUGAAACCGUCGAUCUAUUUGUCGACCAUUGUAUGGGUUUGGGGAUGCGUCGUUCUCGGGAUGUCGCAGACAAAGAGCGCAACAGGACUCCUCAUUGGCCGUUUCUUCCUAGGCGCAAUCGAGGCAGGACUGUACCCGGGCGCGUUGUUCAUCCUGACCUGCUGGUACACGAAGAAGGAAGUCGGCAAGCGCUUUUGCAUCUUCUACACCUCCGGCUGCGUAUCGCCAGCGCUGGGUGGGAUUAUGGCGGGUGCCGUGAUUUCUAGUCUGGACGGUGCUCGUGGUAUUCCGGGCUGGCGAUGGUUGCUCAUAAUCGAGAGUAUCAUUACCAUCGCCUGUGGCUUUGGGCUGUACUUCAUUCUUCCCAAUUGGCCGAUCGAAUCGAAGAUGCUUUCUCCGGAGCAACGCCUUCUUGCUCACGUCCGCAUCCUCCGCGAUCGAGACCAGUCCUGGGAUACCGAUGAGGCCGCUCUCACACCCUUUCAAGCUUUUCUUGCAGUGGUUAGAGACGGGCGAACAUAUCUGUUCAUGAUCAUCUACACCUCGAAUUGUCUGGCCUUGACUGUUUCGUACUUCAUUCCGACCAUGCUUCGAGGAAUGGGCUACACGAGCACCAGUGCCCAGUGGAUGACGGUACCCAUCUGGAGUUGCGGUGCUGUGUUUCAAUUGUUCUGGUCCUGGACUUCUGACAAAACCCAAGACCGUAGAUGGCACAACGCUGGAUUACUUACCUUCGCAGGCAUUGCUACAUUAGUAGCCCUCCUUGUCAGCAACAAUAGAGUCAAAUAUGCCAUGUUGUGCCUUCAGACUGGCGCGAUGUACACAACAGUACCCCUGAUUCUCAACUGGACGAGCGAAGUCAUGUCCCAGCCAACACGCAAGCGAUCCAUAGCCAUCGCGUUGGUCAACUCUUUCGGUCACACGAGUUUUAUAUAUGGAAGCUUUUUGUGGCCCAGCGCUGAGGGACCACGCAACUUGAAGGGAUUUGCCGUAUCGACUGCCGUUCUGUGGCUUGGCGUGUUGAUCGCUGCAUUGAUGCCAGUGGUUGCAGCCUAUCUACCGAAGCCGCAGUCUGAUGGAAUGUUGCGCGGACAUGAGGUCCACACUGCUGACAGCGACCAGCUCGAGAAACGGGAUGAGUAAUCUGAAACGGACCGAAAAGCAUACGGGAAGUUGCGUUCGAUGGAAAAUGAGGCGAGGUAUGGUAGCGAUGGUGGGAGGGAGAGGUUUGAGGACGGGGGUCAGCGACGUCUCAUGGUCCGAGCUUCUCAAGGUUUCGCGGAACGCGUGUCG
Molecule: messenger RNA, 1662 nt
Organism: Alternaria rosae
Lineage: Eukaryota; Fungi; Ascomycota; Dothideomycetes; Pleosporales; Pleosporaceae
Product: major facilitator superfamily domain-containing protein
Exons: 6
Coding region: 1-1512 (503 amino acids)
Biological process (GO): transmembrane transport
Cellular component (GO): membrane
Molecular function (GO): transmembrane transporter activity
Source: RefSeq, a predicted model, not a curated record